AUGGCUGACAUUCUCACACAACUGCAAACAUGUCUCGACCAGCUAGCCACACAAUUCUACGCAACGCUCUGCUAUCUCACAACCUACCAUGACCAUCUCCCCGCCUCAUCUCCUCCUCAAUCCGCCGGUCUGACCGACACCAUGCCCUCGCUCGCCAAGAUCCCUCGCAACCAACCCACCGCGGCACCCAUGCCCGCCGGUGCAGCCGCAAAGCAGACAACCGCCGAACAACAGCAAGGCCAGGGUUCUCCGUCUCUGGGAGCUGGAGAGUCGUCGACUUUACCUCCAGGUGCAGGAUCGACUGCUGUUCUCAUGCCGGGACAAGGGGACCCAGAUCAACCGCCACUGCCAGAUCCUCCAGCGCUGUUUGCGUAUAGACAAAAGGAGUUGGCACGGGAUUUGAUUAUCAAGGAGCAACAGAUUGAAUACCUGAUUAGCCGGCUUCCAGGAAUUGGCUCGUCCGAGGCUGAGCAGGAGGCGCGCAUCCGUGAAUUGGAAGGGGAGUUGAGGCAUGUGCACGUUGAGAGGGAGCGCAAGGCACAAGAGCUGAAAAAGUUAGGGAAGAAGCUCGAAGCGGUGCUAGGAACUGUGGAAAGGGGUAUCUUUGCAGACCGCAAAAGUGAAGAAUAG
This is a messenger RNA of Talaromyces rugulosus, 630 nucleotides long. RefSeq lists its product as uncharacterized. The transcript is spliced from 2 exons. The record is from RefSeq and is a predicted model, not a curated record. NCBI's taxonomy places the organism in Eukaryota, Fungi, Ascomycota, Eurotiomycetes, Eurotiales, Trichocomaceae. Gene Ontology annotation, molecular function: transcription coregulator activity. Gene Ontology annotation, biological process: regulation of transcription by RNA polymerase II. Bases 1 to 630 code for a protein of 209 amino acids. Gene Ontology annotation, cellular component: mediator complex.